GUUAGCCGAUGGACUUUUAGUUUACGUGAGCUUUCUGUGAUACGUGUGCUCUAAUCCAGGAUCGAAUUGCCCGCAACCUACUGCCGUUUCAAUGGCAUCAGAAGUGAACGACUAGUGGCCAGUAAAGCGCAACAUCGGCUCUCUAACUAUUAACGAGCGACGUGCGACGAUAAUUGUCUGAGCGAAGAUUCGCGGCCUGUCAGUGUUUCGUGUCCGGUAAAAUUAUGGUGCUUCUGCUACCUGCUGCUGCUGCCGCUACGAUUAUUAACAGCUUCGCUCAAAAGUACCGUCGUAGACCCUAGGCGGGACCUGUGGAAUGAUUACGGUCUAUCACUGUGAUGUUGUUUUAUACUAAAUAUCGAGUAGCAACAACAACGUAAACGUCGAACCGAUUCAUUUUAUCGGCACUGUCCUAACGUAACAAACUCAGCAGCAGUAGCGUCAGCAGUCCGCUGAAAAUCCCACUGGUUUCUGCGUUAGGUUUCCGAGCGAUUCUGCUGCAACAAGUUUUUACCACAGUGCUACACACAUUUGUAUGAUCCUAUAACACAGAAGCUUUGAUCGAAGAUCGGUUGCAUUCUGUGCCUUGCUGUGUGUAUGUGUGUGAGUUCGUGUUGAGUCUGUGGCGUGCAGUUGGUUAGCACAGAAGUCGUUGGUAGUCGUCUGUCAGUCUGGUCGUUGGUCUGACGGGUCUCAAUCUGUUACCAUCGAUCAAUCACUGAAACUUGUGUAAUCCGCCGGUGUGAUAGCUGUUAGUCGUAAGCAAUGGCAAGUAACCUGUCUCACUUCGAUGAACGAGGAGGACGCGUCGAUUGUGCUACAAGAUGGGGUUACUGGUUCCAGACCGUCGCCGAGGUGUUCGUCAACAUCCAGGUGCCCAAAGGUACGCGGGCCAAGCAAAUGGAUGUGCGGAUGACGACAAGAGAGCUGCACGUCUCUUGUAAUGGGAAGAAGAUCUUAGGUGGUCGUCUACAUCGUCCUAUUCGGCCAGGCGAGUCCACCUGGACAAUCGAGGAUGGAGACAAGGUGACCGUUCUUUUAGUGAAGGCACAAUCGGCGAAGAGUGAAGACGUUUGGAGUUCGCUUUUGGAGGACGAAUUCAAGGCUGACCCUAUGACGCUAAUGGAAAUGAUGAAAAAACUAGAUCUUGAGAAAUUUCAAAUAGAAAAUCCUGGUUUCGAUUUUAGCAAUGCGGUGCUGAGCAAGAAGUAUGAUAGUUUACCUGGAAUGUAGUUAAUUUCAUAGUUUAGAAUUAGCAGCUCGUUUAUAUUUGUCCGUAAAUGUAUGUAAUUCGUCUAUAAAAAUUUAUAUCACUCGUCUAUAACCGUUUAUAAUUUUUUUUGCUAGUGGAAUCAAGUCCCUGAAAUGCAAAUUUGGUAAAAAAAAAUUACUUAAUUAUAUUGUUUCUUGUCCUAUUGAGCACUCGUACGUUACUAAAUAUUGUAUGUUCAGCUUCAUACAAAAUAAGAACGACAGAUCGGCUGUCAAUAAAAUCAAAUCUAAGUUUUUCUUACUGAUGUUUGUCGUGCUGCGGAAAAAUCGCCAAAAGCCAUAAAUGCUAUAAAUUACGAUUUCUUUAUACUGUUUAUGCCCUUUUGAAGUAUCAGAGUGGAGGCAACACAUUAACCGAGUAUCGAACAUAUGCUUGAAUGUACGUAUAUGGCAAUUCGUGCCUAAUUAGUUAAAACAAAGGGAAAAUUUGUCUUUCUUAUUACGGGAUUUCAAAGAUAUCGAAUCCAUUUCUACUGAUACUAGGUGUUAGAUUCUAUCAUUGAGUUUAUCAAAAGAGCAGACAAAUAUUGCGGACCGCAGGCUUCUAAAGAUUAACGCGAUCCUAAUUCAACUGCAUAUAUAAUAUGAAAAUUGGUAAUCUUAUAAUAACAACAAAUAUUAUGUUUUUUUGUUUUUGUUUUAAUACAUAUGUUAACUAAUUUACUUUCAAUUGUUAUUUGUCUGCGGUUUGGUAAUGUGAUCACAUUUUAAUGGCUACCUAUUUUUUCGAGAUACGGUGUUUGGAUAUAUUGCGUCACCCAAAAACGGUCCUUUGAGUCCAGUACCAACAAUGUAAGUGAACCUUCAACGUGAUCAAUAAAUAAAACCAAUACGUUUAUUCCUUGUAGGCUUUCAAGUAUAAUAUAGAAACAUUGAAGCUGUUUUUGGUCAAAUUGAGCUCUACUGAUAAUGCAAAAAUGUUAUGUGAUAUCCUAGUUCAGGCUGAAAUUGUUUUUUACUUGAGGAGUGACCUCUGCUUAUGUCAACUAUUAAAUAUUACAUACUCCGGUUUUUCUAAAUAUUUCUCUUAAAAUUUUAUUCUGUUUGUUGAGUAGUGCAAAAAAAGGCUUUUUUUUUAAAGCAUUCAAUGUGGAAUCCCAAAAUAAUAUAUAGAGUCAGUCUGAAAACAAAUCGUACUUGUUCAAGUUAAUUACUUUUUACAACUCAGCCUUUUUUACUGAAUGCUUGUAAUAUACUGGGGGCCGCUAGCUCUUAUACAAAACGAACGCUUCGAUUCAACCAAAGAAGUCCAGAUCGAUGAACUCCCUUUUCCACACUAUUAACUCCAACCACUCCAUUUAUUAGUCUCCUCCCACAUUUGCCCCACCAAGUCCUACCUGUAUUAGGUUAGUCUCCUUACAGUGCUGUGUAAACGCCAGCAUGUUCCCCGUUGGCCAGACUUUCGCUGUAGCCAACUGGUCAUCUUCGUGGGUUGUCAGCGGCCAGUCGAUUGGGGACCUAUCCCGAACUUAUCUUUGAUUGACCAUUUGGAAAGCGUUAGAUCUUUCUCAUUACUGGUCUUGAUGUCCAUGUUUGUUAUCGGUAGUUCUAAUUUGUUCUGUGUUUGUCUAUACAAAUUGCUGAAUAAAAAUAUGUGCACGUGAAAGCACAAUCAGAGUGUUUCAUUGUUAUGUGAAUAUACUAUGUGAUUCGCCAUCCUAUGACUCAAAAUCUAUUAUGAAAAGCUUCAGUUAUCAUUGUCACCGACUGCGCGUAUAAUAUAUUUGUAUCUGUAACAGAAUGCAUUGCAUACAGCUUCCGAAGAGCAGUACUCCUUAAAAUUAUCAGAAACAUAGGUUAAACUGAAGGUAAACUGUUAUUAAUGUUUGGCCAUACGAAUCAUGCGGAAUUGCGCUACGUAUUCUCUCAAAACUGCCUCAUUGAUAUCAAGGGUUUACCAAAUUUGAACAAAUCUUGCAUGCGGAGUCUUUUACUGACUUCGUCAACCUUAACCACUUUGGCUUUAUAUAACUGAGCAUGCUUAAAUUUCAAUUUCACUAACGACUAUUUGCUUUUUCUGAGACGCAGCGUUAAUUAAUGCGAAUGAAUGUGCCCAAAAAAGAAUUUACUUUAAGGAAAAAAAAAUUAGCUUUGAUUCCUAUCGUUCCUAAUCGUUCUCAGUCGCCGAUCAAACUAAAAUGGGGCAAUUUUCGAGUAUUCAAUGUGGAUUAUUUUAACAAAACUGAGUUUUAUAACUAACAGCAUAUGGCACACGCUCCUUCGUUAUAUCCUAACGGGGCCGCGCCUUUAAAGCGAAUCAACCUAUGAUCCUUCCCGUCUGAUCUAGCAUCUCAAAGACAGACAAUGAAAGAGAUGCAAUAUAAACCUUCCAUGUUUCAUUCUCGUUUUCUAGCUAUUUAAUAUGAUCGUCGAUUACUUUGAAACAUGAGGUUCUCGACGCUUACUGCUUAUCACUGCUCACCAGAUAUGAGUUUUUUUCAGGACGUUAUUGCUUAAUUUUUCAAACAUUUCAGCCUGUUUAUUGAUACUUCAACUGUUUUUUUCCUAAUUUCCCUAAGUCCCAUUCGGCACAUUUUCCACAAAAAGCCGGCCUUCUGAUCGAAAGUAAUUUUUCCUGUCGCCGAACAAGCAAGGUCUAAGGCCUAGCUUGCAAGAUAUAACGUGGUUUAACUGGUUGAAUCUAACAAUUAAUUUAUGCUGUUUUUUAAUGGUGCUACCUGUCGCUUAACAAAAACUAUUAUUUUAUGUAUAGUAGAUUAAAAAAUGGAAAAUGCAAUUGUUAUUUUUUGAAAUGGUUCUAUUAGACUAAAAGUUGAUGUCUAUAAAUGAAGCAUGAAUAACACAUCCAUAUAUGGUAGUUAACUUAGGUCGUUUAUUUACAGUAAAACAAAUUGUGUCUUUCUUACCCCUUAACCCGAGUGUGAACUCUGUCGGGCUCCUUUUUGUACUUUGUCGUCACGAAAUAGUACGGUUUUUAUAUUCUGCCUAUCGAGAA
Messenger RNA from Varroa destructor (honeybee mite), 4228 nucleotides. RefSeq names its product nudC domain-containing protein 2-like. NCBI's taxonomy places the organism in Eukaryota, Metazoa, Arthropoda, Arachnida, Mesostigmata, Varroidae. Gene Ontology annotation, biological process: protein folding. The record is from RefSeq and is a predicted model, not a curated record. Gene Ontology annotation, cellular component: cytoplasm.